Molecule: messenger RNA, 2263 nt
Organism: Patella vulgata (common limpet)
Lineage: Eukaryota; Metazoa; Mollusca; Gastropoda; Patellidae
Product: E3 ubiquitin-protein ligase TRIM33-like
Exons: 1
Coding region: 757-2208 (483 amino acids)
Molecular function (GO): protein binding; zinc ion binding
Source: RefSeq, a predicted model, not a curated record
AUAUAUUCAAUAAGCUGUUGCGUGUCGAGUUAAUCUUAGUUCCCUUGUUCAUAUAUGAGCGUGUGUUAUAUCAAGGAAUAAUUCCAGUAACUGGUUAUACCGAACCCACACCGAGUCUGUAUACAAGAAAUAGAGAUAUGGUUUAUAUGCUUAGACAAGAUGUGCGGAUGAAUACAUCAAUGUAUAUAAUGUGAGAAGGUCACUGCAAUGUAUAUAAUGUGAGAAGGUCACUGUAUUGUGAGAUGGCCAAUUGUUUAUGACAACAAUGGACGUGUAUAAGUUUGACGAUGUGAACAAUUACCGUAGCUAUUAUAAGUUGUGAAGAUCGCUGAGUUAUAGAAGAAAGUGUGUGUUAUGUUUGUCGAUUUAAAAAGGCCUUCUAUGUUACUACAUUAAAGAGAUUUACUUAGUGGUCUGCUGUCAUACAUGUGAUAAUAUGGCUGAACAGAUACGGGCAAUAACAAGUAGUUGAUUCAACGACUAAAUGUGUGUUAUUGUGUUAUUAAAAAGGUCUAAUUCGUUGUUAAUACAUUAAAAAGAUUUACCUUGUGAUCUGGCAUACAUGUGAUAACAUUGCUGAACAAAUAUAACUAGUAGUUGUUUGGACAACUGAAUGUUGGUGAUUUUGUCCAUAUACUUCACUGUUAUUACAUUUACAAACAAAACUAGUUUCUGUCGGAUACAUUUUACAGAAUGGCUGAACAAACAGAUUACAUUUACAAACAAAACUAGUUUCUAUCGUAUACAUUUUACAGAAUGGCGGAACAAACAGAUAAGGAAGUGUGUAGCAUUUGCUUAAAUGACUUUCAUCAACCUAAAACUAUCGAUUGUCAACAUUCGUUCUGUUUCACCUGUUUAGAAGAUUAUGUACACAGAACUGCCACUAAUGACCACUUUCUGUGUCCUUUGUGUCGUUUCGACAUGCCCAUCCCUAAGGAUGGCGUAGGGGCGUUUAAACCAAGCCAUUCCACAAUUAAUAACCCACAAUGUGAUGUUUGUACAAAUGUUGUAUCUGUUUUUAAGUGCAAAGAUUGUCCUAAAUAUUUGUGCGAAUCUUGUAAAACAAUGCAUGAUACAUUCUGUGAGGAUCAUAUUGUUAUUAAAUGUAAUGAACCAUUAUCAAACGACGGAGCAUUAGGGGCAGAUAAAUCGCCCGUGACUAGCCCACGUGAUUUCUGUUCUAAUCAUCAAAAAAAGGGAGUGGAAUAUUUCUGUAAUAAUUGUUCAAUGGCUGUCUGUUCUAAUUGUUUUGUUGUCGGCCAUAAUGGACAUGGAUAUUUGGAUUUACAAGUUGAAAGUGUACGAGAAGAAAUCAGGGGAGAACUGAAAACAUUAAAUCAGGAAAUAAAAACUCACAUUGAUAAACUUGAAAAAUUUAGUGAAAGUUUAAACAUGAAGUACUGUGAGGUGAAUGAUUCUGUGAAGACGGCUUGCGACAAGGUAGAUGAACAGGUCAAUAUUAUCUGUAGUGAGGUGAGAAAAAUUGGUGAUCAGCUCAAAGAUAAAAUGAAGAAAGACAAUGCCAAUGUUGAUGUUAAUAUACAAUUAAAAAAACUCAUGGACGAUAUUCAAAAACUAACAGAAGAUUUAAAAGUCAGUGUUAAAUAUUCAGUGAAUGUUUUAGAAGAUUCAUCCAUUGUUCAAGUUUUACAAAGAUUACCCCAUGUUCGACAGGAGAAAGAUGAAAGUCUCUGUAGAACAUUAGAUAUACCUGAUGUAAGAUAUUCAAAAUUUCAAGUGGCAGAGAUAGAUCAAACAUUGUUAACUAAUCAACUUGGUAAAAUUGUAAGUUGUAAUCAGAAUAUGGUUGAAGAUAUAUUUAAUGUGAGGAAUAUGCCUGAGUAUCCUAAUCCUAAUGUACUUAAUGGUAAACUACUAGUAGUGUCAGGUUUUACAUGGAGAAUUGGUAUAUAUAGAUUUUCAUCGACAUUACGUGUUAGAUUAUACCUGUAUGACGUAGAAGAUAAACGUAUCACGUCAUGUAAAGUUGACGUCACAAAUAAAGUUAUAAAUAAAACAGAUGAUAGACAAUCUGUGGUUAAACAAGUUGAUAUGGUUCUUAGACGUGAUGGUGGCAAUUCAUACGUGUAUAAUGACCUAAUGACCUGGGAGGAAUUAUGUAAACCAAACAGUGGAUUUGUUGAUCAUGAUAACUUUACAAUCGAAACGACAAUUAAUAAAAUAAGUGACAUUAAAAGACGUUUAUAAUUACUGUAAUCUGAUGAUGUAAUAUAAUAUUUACUGUUGACUGGCUUGUAUUAAA